Aspergillus homomorphus CBS 101889 is the source of this 1208-nucleotide messenger RNA. RefSeq lists its product as uncharacterized. The coding region runs from base 98 to 862 and encodes 254 amino acids. The record is from RefSeq and is a predicted model, not a curated record. Lineage: Eukaryota; Fungi; Ascomycota; Eurotiomycetes; Eurotiales; Aspergillaceae. The transcript is spliced from 2 exons.
AAGGCGCUUACUAUAGUACUCCAUAUUGACUACGCCUCCAAUAUAUUUUUCCUGUGAUUAGGCCUGGUACCUUACUGAAGUACAGUACCACCUCAACAUGGACAACCAGUCUCUGCUGCAGUAUCUUUCCAUUGCUCUUCCGACAAUUCCUCUUCGGCGUGUUGCCCCAUCGACAAACACAACAAACCCCUACUAUGAUGCGGCAGACAUUUCUCAGGUCAUCGACUGGCCAGAUUUCAAUUAUGCAACAAUCAUCCAACGAUAUGGCGGCAUUUUGAACGCGAAGCAGAUCGCCGCCGAUCCUUUCAGCUCCCCUCCCGCCGCCAUCUGGGAUCAACCUCACUUUCGCUCUCGAUUUGCAGAGCUGCUUCUACCUCGUGUUAGACGCGCCCUUCGAGCCGGGUUUGAGGAGCUCGCGCCCCAGCUUGAGCAACUAGGCCCUGUGCCAGUCACUUUUGACGGCGGAAGUUCGGCAGCGUACGUCGAUCAGUUUCCACCUGACACUGCCUUCGUCGCUCUUGGGGGCAUCUACGCCGAGAGCGCGAACCGAGCCCCGGGCGACUUGGAGGUCUCAGGGAAUUGGCGUUCCGACUACCGGUUUUCACCAGACCCCUCAGACCAGCGACAAUACAAGCAGGUCCUGUCGCAGGUGAAUUAUCAUAUGGAUCAACACAACGCGCGACAUGGCUUUGUGCUUACCAACGCCGAGUUGGUUGCCGUCAAGCGUCUCGACACCAACGGCCGUCUAGCCGUGUCUGUGUCAAUUGCCUGGACAGCGGGGGGCCAUGGUCAGCUCACGGUGCUGAUGGGCAUGUGGUAUCUGGGGAUGCUUGCAGCUGAGGAGCUCAACUGGUCUCUUUAAUUCGGCUGCCUGUUUCUCAUUGGUUGGGCAAUGAUCGUUCCCAAGUCGGGAGUUUGAUCUAGAUUUUAGCUUCAAGGACUUGCAUUCACGGAGCUUUGCAUUGAUUCAGCAUGCGAAUAGGUCACUUGUUAUGAUUGAGAACAAAUACGCUGGUAUGGGAUUGCUUUGAUCGACAGUCAGGAAUUGCAUUGAGUUGGAAUGUGUCAACUAAAAAGAGACGGAAUUCAUUACAGAUCGACAUAGUCAUUAGCAGAGAAGGAUAGGGAGAACAGUCAUUAAAUCAUGCGUCAACUUCGCCCGGAAUCACCAUUCCAGCCCACUCCUCCAUCGUAGUUCGUAGUUUGUA